AAGGACAAGAAGACCUAAUUGAUACCUGAAUAGACUGUUGUCUGAGUGUCAGGGUGUCAUCAUGGGCAUUAAAGGCUUCCUCUUGGGCUUUGUGACCGUGACCCUGCUCCUCGAGAUGUCCACUGGUGGCCUGGUCAAAAAGGUCAUCCGCCACCGAAGAGAUGCUCUGAGUCCGAAGCAAACCCAGGAGAACAUCACCCUGCCCCACUCCGACCAGCCGGUGGUGUUCAACCACGUCUACAACAUCAACGUCCCCUCCACGUCCCUCUGCUCCGUGGAACUCGAUGCCCCUGGUGAUACCGAUCUCAAACAAAAGAGUGCCCCGAUGGACAUGCAGAACAGCGAGCACAUGGAGCACACCAUGGACGGAGACAAUCAGAUCGUUUUCACCCACCGCAUCAAUAUCCCCAAGCAGGCGUGCGGCUGCGACAACCAGCUGCCCGAUAUCAAGGACAUCCUGAGCAGGCUGGAGAUGCUGGAGUCCGAGCUGUCGAGUCUGAGGGAGCAGUGCAGCGGAGGGACGGGCUGCUGUGGAGCUCAGGUUACAGGUGAAGUGUCCACAAAGCCCUUCUGUAAUGGCCAUGGUAACUGGAGCACUGAGACCUGUAGCUGCAUAUGUGAGCCUGGAUGGAAGGGCCCCAACUGCACCGAGCCUGAGUGCCCCAACGACUGCCAGGACCAGGGCCGCUGUGUGGACGGCAAAUGCGAGUGCUUUGAGGGCUUUGGUGGGGACGACUGCAGCAGUGAGCUUUGCAUGCUGGACUGUGGUGACUAUGGCCACUGUGUGGAGGGCUUCUGCCUCUGUGAGGACGGCUUCAUCGGGGAGGACUGUGCCCAGACCAGCUGCCUCAACAACUGCCUCGGCCGCGGGCGGUGCGUAGAGGACGAGUGUGUCUGCGACGAGCCGUGGACGGGCUUCGACUGCUCCGAACUCAUCUGUCCAAACGACUGCUACGACCGCGGACGCUGUGUCAACGGCACCUGCUUUUGUGAAGAGGGCUACACCGGAGAAGACUGCGGGGAGCUUACCUGUCCUGGCAACUGUAACAACCGUGGCAUGUGUGUGAACGGCCAGUGUGUGUGCCAGACCGGCUACAUUGGAGAGGAUUGCUCCAAGCUCACCUGUCCCAAGAACUGCAACGAAAGAGGCCAUUGCUUCAACGGGAAAUGCAUCUGUGAUCCAGGAUAUGAGGGUGAAGAUUGCUCCAUCCUCUCCUGCCCCGACAACUGUAGCAACAGGGGCCAGUGCGUUAACGGAGAAUGUGUGUGUGACGUAGGCUUCCAAGGCGAAGACUGUAGCGAGCUCUCCUGCGCUAACAAUUGCCAAGACCGUGGUCGUUGCGUUAACGGAAAGUGCAGUUGUAACAAAGGCUACGGCGGGGAGGAUUGCAGCACCAAGACCUGUCCAAAAGACUGCAUGGGACGUGGUGAGUGCGUGGACGGCAAGUGUGUGUGCUUCGUCGGCUUCUCUGGGAAAUCCUGCGGCGAGCUGACCUGCCCCAAUGACUGCCUGGACCAAGGUCGUUGUGUCAACGGACAGUGCGUCUGUCAUAAGGGCUUCACUGGCGAGGACUGCAGCGAGAAGACCUGUCCCAAGAACUGUCUUGAGAGAGGUUACUGCGUCGAUGGCGAGUGUGUGUGUUACGAAGGUUUCACCGGGUCGGACUGCUCCAUGCUGACCUGCCCAGAAAACUGCCAGAACCAGGGACGCUGUGAUAACGGAGUUUGCGUUUGCGACGAGGGCUUCCUUGGAGAGGACUGCUCUGAGGUCUCCCCACCAAAGGAGCUGACAGUGGAGGAGGUCAGCCCAGAGACAGUGGACUUGUCCUGGAAGAAUGAGAUGCGUGUCGCAGAGUAUCUGAUCACAUAUGUACCGACGGCCGUUGGAGGUCUGGAGCUAGACAUGCGGGUGCCUGGGGACCAGAUAAUGACCACCAUUAAGGAGCUUGAGCCUGGUGUAGAGUACCUGAUCAGUGUCUAUGCUGUGCUCAAUAACAAGAAGAGUCUUCCAGUCAGCGCUCGGUUGGCUACACAUCUGCCUGAGCCUGAGGGACUGAAGUUCAAAUCAGUGAGGGAGACGUCAGUGGAAGUGGAGUGGGAUUCAUUGGACAUUCCAUUCGAUGGCUGGAACAUCAUCUUCAGAAACACGAAAGAGGAAGAUGGUGAGAUUCUUAACUCCCUCGGCCGUCCUGAGACCACCUUUGAGCAGUCGGGCCUGGGCCCCGGCCAGGAGUACGAGGUCAAGCUGGAGGUGGUAAAGAACAACAAGCGUGGACCGCCUGCCUCCCAGAACGUGGUCACAACAUCCAAGCAGUCCAUCAGGGUGAGCUGA
Notothenia coriiceps (black rockcod) is the source of this 2332-nucleotide messenger RNA. RefSeq names its product tenascin-like. The transcript is spliced from 6 exons. The coding region runs from base 62 to 2332 and encodes 756 amino acids. Gene Ontology annotation, molecular function: protein binding. The record is from RefSeq and is a predicted model, not a curated record. Lineage: Eukaryota; Metazoa; Chordata; Actinopteri; Perciformes; Nototheniidae.